Molecule: messenger RNA, 1107 nt
Organism: Fragaria vesca subsp. vesca
Lineage: Eukaryota; Viridiplantae; Streptophyta; Magnoliopsida; Rosales; Rosaceae
Product: putative F-box protein At5g55150-like
Exons: 1
Coding region: 1-1107 (368 amino acids)
Molecular function (GO): protein binding
Source: RefSeq, a predicted model, not a curated record
AUGGACGUUUGUUCUUCGAAGAAAAGAAAGAAAAUUAAGGGUGACUGGUCAAAUCUACCUGAAGAUCUUCUCAUCUCUAUUGUGAGGGUGGUUUCCAUGGUGGAUGUGUUUUCUUUUGCUGCUGUCUGUAAAUCAUGGAGAUCCGUCGCAACAAAAGAAGAUUUCACUAGUCUAGUAGCACAUCAAGUUCCUCUAUUGCUUGCACUCUCACGUGAUGAGAGCACCAAUGAGCUUCACAACCUGACCAAAAAUAAAGUUUCCGAAGUUCUUAUGCCGGAAGCUAAAGGGGAACGAUAUUAUUCUUCAUAUUUGGGAUGGGUUAUGUCUGUGUCUACUGAAGAUAUGAAAGUUAGUCUGUUCAAUCCCUUGAAAAUAAAUGAGUCUCAGAUUGAGUUGCCAGAUUUUGAUCCCUCCAAAAUGUAUUCUCAUAUUCAGCCAUGCCCUGAGCAUUUUCUGAAGAAGUUUGUGUUAUCUUCAAGUCCUUCUCGGACAUCAGAUUACAUAAUCAUGGUUCUUGGUAAACACAUAUCACUAGGAUUUUGCAGACCAGGAGACAAGCAAUGGAGGUUCAUAGAUACAACUGGGGAUGAUGAACUGAUAAACUGGGACGAUAAAACACUCAACGACAUUAUCUACUAUAAGGGACAAUUUUACGUGGUAGGUCGUCUUGGCACCAUCUUUGUUUGUGACAUUGAAGACCCUCAGCAACCAAAACUCAGAGUUGUGGUUCCACAGAUGCCUGGAUACAUUCGUCGUCAUGGAAGUGUUUAUGAGCAAAUAUACCUCGUGGAAUCUGCAGAGGAUUUAUUUGUUGUUUCACGUUUCUGGGGUAAUCUACAGCAGCUAACAGCUUUCAAGGUGCCAUUGCGUGAUGGCAACUGGUGGCCAUACUCAUUAGAGGUACGUAAUUUGGGUAAAAGAACCUGGUUCAUUGGUAGCAGCAGUACUAGUGUCUCUAUUGAUACAGGAUCCAACUCUGAAUGCAGAGCCAAUUGCAUGUACUUCCCUCAUAGUAUUUAUGAUAUGAAACGCAGAGAAUCCGAACCACAACUCAGAAAAAUCCCUAGGAGUCUGAAUCAGCGUCUUUGGAUUCAGCCUAGUUUCUAG